GGAUUCGUCGCAUACCCACAGUAGCGAGAACACCCUUUCUUCAGGUGUGUCCUACGAAAAAACUCGUUGGUUCGGUUAUAUUUACAUCGGUACCGAGGAGAUUCGGUCUGGAUGUUUUUCUUUCCGGUAUCCUUAUGAGCUGCAUGCGCGCACCCGCGACAUAAUGAACCGCAGUCCCGAUAUCUAGGGCCUCUUCAGAUGGCAAGCGCUACUCUGUGGUGGUACGGAGAAGGAAGGUUUGCUUUCACCGGUUCUGUACAGCGAAUGCAGCUGUUUUUGUUUCACACCACCGGCUGACUCCUCGGACGGAACACUUACAGCACGAGUCAGGAACUAAGUUUUUGUCGGCAUAUUCCUGGAGGUCCUAAGAGCGCGCCUGCCUCCAUGAUGAUCCGUAUUUCUGGCCACGUCUGCGGCGGCGGCCGUCCCGGAAUUCCUCGAUGGAAGAGCGUUCUUCGGAAAUACAUUGCAUCCUUUUGCUUUUUUGUGGCAUGUAAGACGUGGCCGGGGUUCGUGUCCUGCUCCAUAUGGCGACCACAGGGGACACCGGAGGUAGGAAGUCUCGGUCACGAUGCCGCAGACACUGCAGCGGCCGAGGCUGCCCGCGAUGUCUUGUCCGCGUGGUUGCAAGAAGUAAAGAGCUUGAUAGAAACAGCAGCAUACGGUGUACGUGGAGUUGCGAACGACGUGGUUGAUGGGCACAUCGUUGAGGAGGCUCUAGGGAUGACAUACGACAUCCAUGACCAGCUCCAGAAGCGGAUAGCCGAAGAGGCAAAAGCGUCCGAGGUUCGUAUUGCCCAGGCGAGGGAGAAAGCCAGCCAGAUCCUUGAAAGACUUCAGAAACUGGAUCUCUCUUCCAUAAGUUCCUCAAUUCAGCAGGUACCGGCUAGAGAGCUCCGAGAGCUCCUCUCUCUGUUGGCGGUGCCUCGGAUGCCCUCACUUUCCUUACCUCAAAUCAGCAUAAGCUUCAACAAAGACCCAAACUCCGAAACAGAUGAAAAUAACCAAGACAAAGGUGCGGAAGAGGCACAACGACCGAAACAAACGGCCUCAGAUGCAACAGCCGAAGACGUUGAGGCGGAAAUCGACAAGAGUCAAGUCCCUCCCAGCGACGACAUUGUACAGAGCACCUCAGAUGUUUAGGAAGGAGCUCCACGGGUAAAGCGACUAGAGAAACGGUCGGAUUGACGCUCAAACAAUGUAGGAAGUCAGUCUAGAAUACUAGAUCAAACACGCGGUGGUCCCAAUAUUUUGCACGUGUGUGCCAAUGGAGCCAAUGAACACAACAAUAGAGACAGAGGGGUUAACUUAACCCGUUCCUUGUUGACCGUGCUGUCUUACGGAACAUAGGUUCUGAGGGAUACUUCAACCUCUGUACAGCAUAACUUCAUCAUAAGCAUUCAGGUUUUUUCGGUCAAAAGGCGUGUGAACUUUCACACACGCAUGCAGCAUGUUGCGAGCGAGUUUGUUCGCCAUCAGGGAUUUUCGAGGGAAGAUUGUUUUCCCUGCAGAUGGUGUCAGGAGUUCGUAAUGCACCAGCCACCGCCUGCAGAUCAAGAUGCUGGUGCAGCUGCAAGCUCCUCGCCCCUUGCAAACGUACAAAAGAAGCAGACUGUUUUUUUUUUGUCGCGAAUAGCAGGCACGACGUCGUUCGGAGCCCUUGUUCUGGCUAGGGGAGCAUACUGCUCGACAACUACAUUGCUGGGAUGAACCAAAUGUUCUCUUGUGAUCAGGCCUCCCUGUGAGUCAUUUUGGCUUAUUCGUCAUCGAUCGGAGUGGAGAUGCUCAAUAACACUAAAUUAGUGUCGUUCCUGCAUGCAGGGAAGUUUGGAGCCGGAACUGACGUAGCUUGUGUGAGUAAAUAUCGUGGAGGCAUGCGUUACAGCGUACGUUGACGUGUAAGCAGAAUCUGUACAUUUUGAAAAUGUCAAACAGUUGCUCUGCACUUACAGUGGAGCAGAGUACAGCUCUCCCGCUGACUAUGUAUGUGCGCCUGCGACGAGACAUUUGUGUUUGCAAACACAGUCGCAACGGCCAAAUCAAUUCUCAACGCCAUUAAUUAUUUGUUUGGCCCUCAUUAGGCUGGCAUCCAUUGUAUAAAGCGUUCGUCCACUGGCCACCAGAGGUGGCAUGCAGUGACGUCUCCGAUAAAAAAUUGCUUUGUCUCUGAGGUGCAACUGGUACACAUCGGCAAAAGUGUGAAUUGCUCGGUAUGUAUACAGUGUACUGUGGUUUUUUCUGUAGACGGUUGUCUGCUGCGCAACUUUUUUAAUUAGUGAAGCUGAGUGGCACACGCA
Molecule: messenger RNA, 2297 nt
Organism: Toxoplasma gondii ME49
Lineage: Eukaryota; Apicomplexa; Conoidasida; Eucoccidiorida; Sarcocystidae
Exons: 1
Coding region: 385-1143 (252 amino acids)
Source: RefSeq, a predicted model, not a curated record